ACGGUGUUUCAAAGCAAGUUCCAGUGGAUAAGCUAAAUUUUGGGCUAUGCUAUGAUGAAGAGAUAUCACAUCCAAUGAUGAAAAAAUAUAUUAGCGCUAUGCUUAUUGGCGCAAAAUUAUUUCGGUCUAGAAUUUAUAAGUAUGACUUGACAAUUGAAUAA
Racocetra persica is the source of this 161-nucleotide messenger RNA. Lineage: Eukaryota; Fungi; Glomeromycota; Glomeromycetes; Diversisporales; Gigasporaceae. The record is from the annotation of a GenBank genome assembly.